AAGAAAUAAUAUAGAUUAUUGAGAUGGAUAUGAGAUAAUCUCAUUUAAUUGAGUGAAUAGCAUUAUACAAUAGGACUUAACUUGGUACAAGCUAACUUAUUUUAAGAAAGUCAGCAUCAGGAGGAGUUAACUAGUAUUGCAACUUCCUCUUCCUUUUUGCACCCCACUCAAGUGGAAGGAACAACAGCACGUUAAGCACUUUUUCACAAUCAAGGCCAAUCCAUGCCUCCAAAGAGAAAAAGAGAUGGGGGAAUGGUUUCUCCAGCCCGGGGCAGAGGACAAAAAAAGUCUCGCCACAACACUAGGCAGCAAAAGCCUGGAACUAAAGAAGUGAGAGAUAACCAACCCCCCUUCCAGCACCAGGAAUCUUCAGAGAGCGUGCCAGGGAGUGAGGCUGCACCAGAUUUGGGGGAGUUUGUGCCUGCCAACUUUGGUAAUAUUGGUAACUCUGAUUUUUCUUUAGAUUUAAAUGUUGCUGACUUCACCCCUGUACCAGAACUUAGCUACUUUGAUAAUGUAGGUCAACACAUCCCUUUGAAACUGAAGCAAAAAAUUUGGGAUGGGCAAUUUGUUGAUUUAGGUUUGCUGUUAAAAUCAGCAAAAGAGAUUGACUAUAGUUUGGGGGGUCAAGGCGAAAUUAAAAUCAGGGAUGGAAAAUUCUGUGUUGUCAGGUCUAAUGAUAGUUCAUACCUGACAAUUGAUAAAUGGACUAAUGCCUUCAUGAUUUACAUGAGCGUUAUGUUGGAAAAAUACAGAGCUCGGGCCCAGGAGUUUUUAAAAUACAUGCGAGAUAUCAGAUUAGCUGCCACUAGAUCCCAAGGCUGGUACAAAUACGACGAGCAAUACCGUCUCCGCAAAGCUAGCAAUCCUGAAUCCUCCUGGGGCAUUAUCAGUCAGGAAUUUUGGCUACUAUAUGUGACCGGCCAGAGUUCAUUCCAUAGUCAAACUCAAUUCAGUAAUAAUAAGCAAUUUUCAAGUCAGAGCAGCACAUCUGCUGUUACCCAAUACUGCUAUCAUUUCAAUCAGGGUAAAAAGUGCAAUUUCUUCCCAAAAUGCAGGUUCAAGCAUAUCUGUAGGAGAUGCGGAGGAAAACAUCCAGCCAACAACUGUUCUUCCAACUCAGCUGUAUAAAUUGGGCAAGACCCCUAUAAGAUUAGACAGAGUCAUUUACUACUCAUAAAAUUAUUCAGAUAAUCAUUUUUUACGGGAGGGUUUUCAACAUGGCUUUAAACUACAAUAUUCUGGUCCUAGAUCACCCAGGUUUUCAAAAAAUCUAACAAGUUUAGGCAGACAAUAUUCAGUUGCAGAGGAAAAGAUUUGUAAAGAGGUUACAUUGGGGAGAGUGGCAGGCCCCUUUAUAGAACCACCUUUUCCAACUUUGCAAGUUUCUCCAUUAGGCCUUGUUCCCAAGAAAGAUGGCGACUACCGCCUUAUUCACCAUUUAUCAUAUCCAGAAAAUGCUUCAAUAAAUUAUUUUAUCGACCCAGAACAGAGUUCUGUAACCUAUUCAACUAUAGAUGAUGCUGCUGACAUUAUUGCCAAAUUAGGUAGGGGGGCUUAUCUUGCCAAGUCUGAUAUCAAAUCAGCCUUUAGGUUGCUACCAAUUAAUAGCACGGAUUUCGAUUUAUUAGGUUUUUGCUUUAACGAUGCCUUCUAUUAUGACAAGAUGCUUCCAUUUGGGUGCAAGAUAAGUUGUGCAAUCUGGGACAGAUUUGCAUGCUUUCUGCAUUGGUUGACACAGAAUCGUUCACAAAAUUCCUCUAUUCUGCAUUAUCUGGAUGACUUCUUUUUCUGCGGCAGAGAGCAUUCCAUAAGCAAAAAUACCUUGGACACCUUUCUUUCCCUGUGCAGUGAUCUGGGGGUCCCAAUUGCAAAUGACAAAACAGUAUAUCCAACCCAAGUUCUUACUUUCUUGGGCAUCGAAUUUGAUACGGUGCAAAUGAUCAUGAAAUUACCAUGGGAAAAAAUUCAUGAAAUUAAACACAAAAUUCUUGACAUUAUGACUUUUAGAAAGGUAACACUUCAGCAACUUCAGUCCAUAUUGGGGCUUUUGAAUUUUGCAUGUAGAGUCAUAGCUCCAGGUAGGGCUUUCUGUCGACGACUAACCGAUGCAACAAUCGGCCUUGGCAAACCACAUCACCAUACCCGGGUAACAUUAGAAAUGAAAGCUGACCUCCAAGUCUGGCUCACCUUCCUUCAAUCUUUUAAUGGUAUAUCAGUCAUUACAAAGAGCAUAUGGGUCAAUAACGACACUCUCGAACUUUACACUGACAGUGCAGGGGGAGACUCGGGGGGUUUUGGUAUAUUUUUUGCAGGCAAGUGGGCAUAUGCUCAGUGGCCCAGUACUUGGUUGGCACAAGGCCUAACCCGAGACAUGACCUUUUUAGAGCUCUUCCCAGUCCAAGUAGCUAUUGAAGUAUGGAAGCAUCAAUUUGCCAACUACAGAAUCUUGUUUUACAUUGACAAUAUGGCAGUGGUACAUGUUAUCAACAAAACAACAUCAAGGUCACCUAGGGUCAUGAAAAUUGUAAGAAAACUGGUUCUAACAUGUCUCAAGCAUAACAUCUUAAUUAAAGCAAGACACAUACCAUCUAAGCUAAAUUCUAUCGCGGAUUGUCUCUCUCAUUCACAGUGAGGCAAAUUCCGACGACUAGCACCAACAGCAGAUCCAUGGCCAGCACCACUUCCCAAGAACAUUUGGGAAAUUUAAAAAGUGAGGCAAACAGGCUUAUCCAGGGUUCCCUCUCAGUCAACACAUACAAAGCUUAUCAAGGGGCUUUUACCAGUUUCAAAAAAUUCUUGAGUAACUGUGGGAUUGCAAUGGUUUUUCCUAUUCCCAUUGACCACUUGCUUAAUUUUAUUGCUCAUUUGUCCAUUUCAGGUACAGCUUAUAGAACAGCUGCAUUAUACAUUAGUGCCCUAUCAUAUUUUCACAAAUUAAGAGGCAUACAGGAUAAUACUCAAUCAUUCAUCGUCAAAAAAGCCUUGCAGGGUCUGCACAAAAAGCGAGGUAACCCUGUAGAUCCACGAAUCCCAUUAACCAUAUCUAUUUUGCAACGUGUAGUAUCAGCAUUGCCAUCAGUCUGUAGAUCACCAUAUGAGGCAGCAUUAUUUUCCACAAUUUUUUCAAUUGCAUAUCACGGCUUGCUUAGGGUUAGUGAAGUCUUGUCUAUCCAUAGGGCACACA
Messenger RNA from Ostrea edulis (European flat oyster), 3187 nucleotides. RefSeq lists its product as uncharacterized. Gene Ontology annotation, molecular function: metal ion binding. NCBI's taxonomy places the organism in Eukaryota, Metazoa, Mollusca, Bivalvia, Ostreida, Ostreidae. The transcript has a single exon. The record is from RefSeq and is a predicted model, not a curated record. The coding region runs from base 223 to 1131 and encodes 302 amino acids.